AUGAAGUUCAGUCAAAUUCUGGUCACCCUUUUCCUGGCUGCCACGGCCCAUGCUGCCGUCGCCGAUGUCCAGCGUGGCUGCGAGGACCGCUGCCUCGAGGAGAGCAACAACUGUGCCCGCCAAGACCACCGCGAGCACCGCUGCGAGGAUGAGUUCCACCGCUGCGAGGACCGCUGCCGCAGAGACCACGACCAUGAUCACGACCACGAUCGCGAUCGCGGUCACGACCACCACCACUAA
Molecule: messenger RNA, 240 nt
Organism: Sporothrix schenckii 1099-18
Lineage: Eukaryota; Fungi; Ascomycota; Sordariomycetes; Ophiostomatales; Ophiostomataceae
Exons: 2
Coding region: 1-240 (79 amino acids)
Source: RefSeq, a predicted model, not a curated record